Molecule: messenger RNA, 3203 nt
Organism: Scylla paramamosain (green mud crab)
Lineage: Eukaryota; Metazoa; Arthropoda; Malacostraca; Decapoda; Portunidae
Exons: 11
Coding region: 175-1524 (449 amino acids)
Molecular function (GO): ATP hydrolysis activity; ATP binding
Source: RefSeq, a predicted model, not a curated record
AGAGGAAAAAAUAAGCAUAUUUAAGCGGGAACACGAUCAGCUGGCAGUGCUCCGCCAACACGUGGGAGGCUUGGGUGUGACUGCUGUUAUCCCGCGUCGUGUGCAGUGGUCGUGGUGGGCGUGACUAUUUCUUCCCCUGUAUUCCUCGCUGUCAGUCACACACACAUCACCACCAUGAGUGUGAAGUUUGUUGGCAUGCCGGAAAAUAGAAAUAACUCAAAAUUACAGGAGAUGCAGCUCUAUCAAGAGGCUCUCUCCUGUCUGGAGCUCCUAUCCAUGCAGCUGGAGGGCAACACUGACUACCCAGUUGUGGAUCACCUUUAUGAGAAAUGCCAUGAGGCCAUCUCAAUCCUCCGCUCAGAACAACACAAUCCUCACAUUUCUGCCUCCUUAGAGAAUCUGCUGGAGAUCAUUAACUUCCAAAAGUCCAUGAUAGACUCACGGACAACCCAAAAUUUUCACCGCACCCAGAGUGAUGGCCUCAUUAAGUACCCUUCUUACAUCAAGAUGACUCAAGACAGUAGUUCUCUGCAAUGGCCAUCCAAGAGGUGCUCUGAGAGUGAAGUGAGCCCCUCAGUGCAGGACAUGCUGCUGCCCUCCACUGGACCCACUGAGACUUUGGAGAAUGUGAUUGGCCUGGAAGAGGCAAAGCAAAUACUGCAUGAGGCAUUAGUAAUGCCAAUCAAAUAUCCUCAUUUAUUCCAAGGUGGUGCCAAGCCUUGGACACGCCUACUUCUGUAUGGUCCUCCUGGCACAGGAAAGACCAAGUUAGCCCGAGCUGUGGCAUCUGAGCUCCAGUGUCCUUUCUACUAUGUGUCUGCAGCCAAUCUCCUCUCUUCAUGGGUAGGAGAGUCAGAAAAGUUGAUCAAAGAACUAUUCCAACAUACUCGAAAACAACACAGCCAAGCCAUCAUAUUCUUUGAUGAAAUAGACUCCUUGUGCCGCAAGCGUUCACAGCGGGAUGCUGAGCACUCACGAAGGGUGAAGUCUGAGUUGCUGCAACAGAUGGAUGGCAUCGAAGAGGACAUCACCUCCUCUUUGUUUGUGCUGGGUGCUACUAACUGCCCUUGGGAUAUGGAUCCAGCCUUCCUUCGCCGUUUUCAGAAACGUAUUUAUGCAUCUCUUCCUGGCAGGGAGGCACGAAGAGCUAUCAUUAGCAAGCAUUUCACUACGACACCACUACAGCUAACUGACUCAGACUGGCAGACACUUUUGGAUGCCACGGAAGCAUAUUCAGGUGCUGACCUCACACACCUUGCCACAACAGCUGCAUUCAUGCCCAUCAGGGAACUACAAUCAGCACGAUUUUGGAGGUUCACUUCAGACAACAAGAUCACGCCCUGCUCCAAUGAGACUCUAGGAGCUAUGCAGUACACCCUUAGUAAGCUUCCAGCUGAAAGAGUUAUUGCUCGAGAUGUAGAACUGCAGGACUUCCUGACGGCGACUCGCACCACUCCACGCACUGUAAGCCAAGCAGACACACAGCAGUACCUCGAGUUCUCCCAAACCAGCACACAGUCAUAGUUGAUGUGUUGUGAGUGGAGAGAGUACCUGGCAAGUGUAUCUGCCUGACCUCAGGGAAACUGGGAUCCUGCAAGGUCUUUAGAGGGCAGUGACUAUGGUGAUCAGAAUUGUUACCUGAAGUAAUUAAGUAGUACAUAUAGUGCCAUUCUCUCUCUCUCUCUCUCUCUCUCUCUCUCUCUCUCUCUCUCUCUCUCUCUCUCUCUCUCUCUCUCUCUCUCUCUCUCUCUCUCUCUCUCUCUCUCCAGUUAAUCAUAAUUUUGCCUGGAUCCUCACCCAGCUUCCCUUAUACUGUAAUGUAUGUGAAAGUAUACUUUUUAUUGUCACAAAUCAUCAUCUGAUGAUGCUUUAAAAACGAGAAAAGCAAUAUAUUGUUUUGUAGUGCUAGCAUUAAUUGGUGAUAAAAUUUAUAGUGUAUAAGUACACAUAAAAGGAGAAUGUUAUAUUUGUAGACAUUUUUUAAGGGAGUGUUUUGUUCAAAGCAUAUUAUUUUCAAGUUAAUACUGGCUUGUAGUAUCAGCCAGUUGUAUGCAGAAACAGAAAUAGUGAAUGAUUUUGGUGCUAAGUACUCAUAUAUUUAUAGUUUUCUUACUUAGUUGUAGGUAUAUAUAAAGAUUGUGAGUAGUUUACAUUGUUAUUCUGACUGUGAUUGGAUCCUAUGAUGGUUAUAUGAUGUUUGUACAGUAUAUGUGAUGAAUAUGUAGUAUGUUGUGUAUAGUUCCUUGGUAUCUUUUUGGUUAGACAAGGGCAAGGUGAAUGUGAAACAUUGCAUACCUUACCACUCAAGUGUAGAAUUAUGUUUAAAUUCUAGUUAACUAAAAUUGAAUCCUCAGGAUUUCAUUAAUAUUUUGCUUGAAGGAGUAGGUGUGAAAUUCAAGGAUAAGUUUUGGAGCAAAGAAACAUUAUUGAUCAAGAUGUCUGUCGUUUAUGAUGAUCCAAAACCUCAGUUUCUUUGAAAUCUUGAUAUUUCUUUUCAAAAUUAUGCACUGACUGUGCUUUACAGGAAAAUCUGUCAAAGUAAUUUUGCUACUUGAGAGCACACAAACUGGAAAAUAACACAAUAACUAAUGCUUUCACCCACUGAGUGUUUUCCAUAUUCCAAUUUUAUUUUAAAAACAUUUAGCACAUUUAAGCUGUAUUCCUCCCAAAACUUUCAAUGAAUGUUAAGGUAUUCAGCUAGAUUAAGUAAACGUAUGUAGCCUAACUGGUAUCUUACAAUUAGAUAGUAUUUUUGUAGGAAUGAGAAAGAUUUGUUGACUUUUUAAAACAAGAUAGGAAUGUACUGUAAAGGCCAGUCAUUGAGUGAAAGCAUGGGUGAAUUACAAUGUAACCAUGUUCACAUGUCCCCAGGUAGCAGAAUUACUGUGAUGACUUGGUGAAACAGUAUAGUUCUUAAUUUUGUUACAAAAUACAUCAAAAUAAAUUCCAUUUUACUGUUCAGUAGAAUAUGUAUAUUUUUCAGUAUAUGUAUUUUAGUUAUUAAAAAAAAGUGGUGUGCAUAUUGUGCUUAUGUUUUGUUCAGUGAACAGAGUACAGAUGUAUCAAAGACUGCCAAGUAGUCAUAGAAUUGUCAGAUUCUCUGCAGACAUGUACUUUGACAGAAAACACAAUGGUUUGCUGUGCAUUUUUAUAAUUUUCUAUUUGAAAAUAUGUAUUGAGCUUCAGUAAAACAAUUAUAUGCA